Molecule: messenger RNA, 1339 nt
Organism: Rhizopus microsporus ATCC 52813
Lineage: Eukaryota; Fungi; Mucoromycota; Mucoromycetes; Mucorales; Rhizopodaceae
Product: histone-binding protein RBBP4-like protein
Exons: 8
Coding region: 33-1223 (396 amino acids)
Biological process (GO): regulation of gene expression
Cellular component (GO): nucleus
Molecular function (GO): histone binding
Source: RefSeq, a predicted model, not a curated record
AUUUUAUUUUACUUUUUUUUUCCUUUAAUAAAAUGGAUUACGAAUACACAGAAACAGAAGAAGAAAAACAAAUCAAGGAAGAAUACAAGACGUGGAAAAAGAAUGCGCGUUUUCUUUACGAUCUUGUAGUUACCAAAUCAUUAGAAUGGCCCAGUCUGACUUGUCAAUGGUUCCCUGACGUAGAGAACAGACCAGACAAGAAUUACAAGACACAGCGAUUGCUAUUAGGUACUCAUACCAAUGACGAAGAACCUAAUUACUUGAUGAUUGCGUCUGUUCAGCUACCCAAGGAUAGUCAAGAUAUUGAUCUUCGCAAGUACGAAGAAAGUAGUAACGAGAUUGGAGGGUAUGGUGGAUACAACAAUGCACAGAUACAAAUCACACAAAAAAUCAUUCAUGAAGGUGAAGUGAAUCGAGCACGGUAUCAAUAUGAAAAUCCUAAUGUGAUCGCAACCAAGUCGAGGUCAGGAGAAGUGUAUGUCUUUGAUCGAACCACACAUGCAUCUUUUCCAAAAGAAGAUGAGCCGUUUAGCCCAGACUUGAGAUUAAUGGGACAUUCAAAAGAAGGCUAUGGGCUUGCCUGGAAUCCACACCGAACACGCUCAACCCAUUUGAUUAGUGCAGGAUUUGAUGGUUUAAUUGCUCAUUGGGAUAUAGCCGCAGCAUCAAAAGAGAAUCGUGUGCUGUCACCAAUGCAAACAUACAAGGCUCAUAAGUCGAGUGUAUCGGACGUUGCAUGGCAUAUGAAGCAUGAUUCUAUUUUUGCCUCUGUAGGUGAUGAUGGUCAACUGAUGAUUUGGGACAUAAGAAACGAAUCUUAUCAGCCUAUUCAACAUGUGCUGGCACAUCAAGCAGAAGUAAACUGCGUUGGAUUUAGUCCCAGUAACGAAUGGAUUCUGGCGACCGGCUCAUCUGACAAGACCGCUGCACUGUGGGAUUUACGUAAUUUGAAGACUAAAUUACACGUAUUGAGCGGGCAUGAACAAGAAGUGAUACAGUUAUCAUGGUCACCUCAUCAUGAGGCUAUCUUGGGUACAGCCAGCAAUGAUAGACGUGUUUGCGUUUGGGAUUUAGCCAAGAUUGAACAUGGUGAUGAAUUACUGUUUGUACACGGUGGACAUACCAAUAGAAUCUCAGACUUCAGUUGGAACCCUGCAGAGCCCUGGAUGAUAGCAAGUUGUGGUGAAGACAACGUCUUACAAACAUGGCAAAUGGUAAGUUAAUAACAAGCCAAUCGUAUCAAAUUACCUUACUGUUUACAAUGAUAAAAGGCAAAUACAAUCUAUAGUCAGCUUGAUUGAUAAGGAAGAGGAUAAAGAGUGAGGAGGCAAAGUGAGGG